ACGGAAGUCUAGUUAAUCACAAAGAAUGGCGAUUGUCGUUUUAUUUACGUUACGGGUUCUUUAUUUUUCAGCAUACUUAACGACUAAUUUUUAAGACGCGACAAGGACUUUAGCCUUUUCAACAAUUAAAGAAACUUUCAAUCACAUAGUUGUGCGAUGAACUCAAGAUUUAUAAUUUACUUUAAGCAGCAAUAUUUGUGGCAAAAAUCUUUAAAAUUCGAAUUAACCAAAGAAUCCAACCUUCAAUUUUCUCAAAUAAGUAAAUCGUUUCAGUUUCACUAAAAAAUUUGAUCGUAAUAUUAAAGCACAAUUUUAUAUAAUUUAUUUUCUUUUAUGUACCUUGUUUACUUAAUUUACGAAUUAACAGUAAAAAUGAAUAUAACCAUUAAUUUAAUCUUAUUUAACUAUUAAAUAAAUUUCCAGUAUUUAUAUUACGAAUCAAGCUUGAAAUUUUCAUCCAAUAUAAAGAUUUGAUUUAGUCAUCAAAUUAAGAACAUAGGAUCGAGUUUCCAAUAUUGACAUUGUUUACUUCUUCGAACGAUUUUCAACGGACGAAAUGGUGCCGACGAUGCCGCCUGAUUCGCAUAAAAUUUCGCUGAAGAUCAUUGAAGCGAUAAAACAACAUCCAGUUUUAUAUAGUGCUGAAGUGAAAGGUUCUUCUAUUAAACUUCAGGAAUUUCGGCAGAAGGUUUGGAAGAGGAUUUCGGAUGAACUUGGUCUUGAUCCCACCUGGGUGAGAUUAAGAUGGAAAAAUUUAAGGGAUACUUACUGCCGUAUACUUAAAUAUAAGAAUAGAACGGAAAAAGGAGUUCGUAGGAAAAAAUGGAUUUUUGAAGAUCAUCUUAGUUUCUUAAAGUUUCCGUAUGAAUCGGAUUAUCAACCUCAAAGUAUAGAAUUAACUGAAGACUAUAUUCAGGAUAUAAAUGCAGGUGGAAUUAGUUCUGAAGGUCUUUUAGAACAAUUAGAAGAUCGUAAUGAUGAAGAUUAUAGUGAAUAUUUAGAAGUUUUGGAAGAAACGACUGCAGAUCCAGUGUUAGAUCGUGAUUCUAUGGAAUUAAAUGAUAAUGGUGAUAACGUAGUAAAAAGUAUAGAGAAAAAUAAGACCAAAAAAAGUGAAAAUUGAAUCAUUGGAAGUGCCUGCAACCUACAGUAUCUUAAAAACUUCACCUUUUAAAAAUAAAACAAUUGAUACACCAAUAUUUGUUAGUGCACCGGCUGCAAAUAAUUCUGUAAAGAAUUCUUCUAAAAUAGAAGAUACACAAAAUAAUUAUGACCAAGUCUACCUAGCUCCUGAAGGAAAAAGUAGUAUAGAGCUCUUUUUUGACAGUAUGGCACAAACUGUUAAGCGACUCCCUCCAAAAGCUCAAGCAGAUAUUAAAAUGAAUAUUUGUAA
This is a messenger RNA of Bombus pyrosoma, 1393 nucleotides long. RefSeq lists its product as uncharacterized. The coding region runs from base 557 to 1123 and encodes 188 amino acids. The transcript has 5 exons. The record is from RefSeq and is a predicted model, not a curated record. Gene Ontology annotation, cellular component: nucleus; transcription regulator complex. Lineage: Eukaryota; Metazoa; Arthropoda; Insecta; Hymenoptera; Apidae. Gene Ontology annotation, biological process: regulation of transcription by RNA polymerase II.